AUGCCUUGCAGCUUGUGGGAUGAGGCAGAGACAGCUGCAUAUUUGGAGUCAUACGAGGUCCACGACCUUUUCGCUCACUUGCUGCGGCAGGUCCUGGUGGAGCGGCCAGAAAACCCCAUCAAAUUCUUCCAGGAGUGCUUGAAAGAGCAACCCAAGCUUUGCAUUUGCAUCAUGGGACCACCUGGAGUGAAUCGAUCCAAGUAUUGUCAGCAAGUUGCAGCUGACUACAAACUGAAGCAUGUGCACGUCGGCAAGCUGUUGAGGGCCAGGAAGGAACUCAAAGACCAGAUCAGUGGUGGGAAACUGGUCGCUGAUGAUGUCGUCAUCGAACUUGUCAAGGUGCUUGGCUAG
Cladocopium goreaui is the source of this 351-nucleotide messenger RNA. NCBI's taxonomy places the organism in Eukaryota, Dinophyceae, Suessiales, Symbiodiniaceae. The record is from the annotation of a GenBank genome assembly.